UUAAUGGUCAGAGACAUGAAUGCUAUCCUAAGUCCUCAGAGGAAGGUACUUUUGGUUUACCUUGUCACAACUGACUGAGGAGAAGUACAUUCAAAUAACUACUGUCAGUGUUUUAAAAUUUCUGGGGUUUUUGAAUUGGCAAAGAAUGGAUUUGGCCAAGUUAAUUUCCACAGAUUCCACCAGUUUUUUACAUAGCCAUGAGAACACAGCAUCUUUGUUUUUCUUUGAAGAAAUUUUCCCUGCAGGUCCCUUCUCCUGACCUCUCAUUCAGGAAACAGGCUUUAGAGAAGACAAAAUGGGACAUAGUCACAAUGUGACAGAAUUUGUCCUCCUGGGCCUCACUCAGGAUCCUGGGGGCCAAAAAGCAUUAUUUGUCAUAUUUUUACUCACUUACAUUGUGACAAUGGUGGGCAACCUGCUCAUUGUGGUGACUGUUCUUGCCAGUCCCUCCCUGGACUCCCCCAUGUACUUCUUCCUUAUCUAUCUGUCACUCAUGGAUGCAGCCUAUUCCACUGCCAUUUCACCCAAAUUGAUCAUAGACUUACUUUGUGGUCAAAAGACAAUUUCCUUCUCAGCUUGCAUGGGACAGCUGUUUCUGGAACACCUCUUUGGAGGUUCUGAGGUGUUCCUUCUGGUGGCCAUGGCCUAUGAUCGCUAUGUGGCCAUCUGUAAGCCCCUGUACUAUAUAACCAUCAUGAAUAGACAGGUUUGCAUGCUGCUGUUGGUGGUGUCCUGGGCUGGAGGUUUUGUGCAUUCUGUGGUCCAACUUCUCUUUGUGUACAACCUCCCUUUUUGUGGUCCCAAUGUCAUUGACCACUUUGGCUGUGACAUGUACCCACUAUUAGAACUUGCCUGCACUGACACCUACAUCUUAGGCCUCAGUGUGGUUGCCAAUGGUGGAACAAUCUGUGUGGUCAUCUUUAUUUGUCUACUAAUAUCCUAUGGAGUCAUCCUAAGUUCCCUUAAAACUCACAGUUGGGAAGGCAGGCGCAAAGCCGUGUCUACCUGUGGUUCUCACAUCACAGUGGUUGUUCUCUUUUUUGUUCCCUGCAUUUUUAUGUAUGUGAGACCUGUUUCUAACUUCCCUGUUGAUAAAUUCAUAAGCGUGGCUUAUACUGUUAUCACUCCCAUGUUGAAUCCUCUAAUAUACACUUUGAGAAAUGCAGAAAUGACAAAUGCUAUGAAAAAACUCUGGUGGAAGAAGUUAGCUAUGGACAGAAUGAGAAUGUGUCAUUCAUAUUGAGUGCACUUGUUAGUAAUUCUGAAGCAACAAACAGGCAGUGCAUUCUAAGAAUGGAUGACUUAGUCAACCCAAUGAGUUCUCUUAGGGUGCUUUUCUUUAUUCAUACAAAGCUAUAAAAAAGUAGAGCAAAUUAUCCUUUGAGGUUAGAAUCAAUCUAAUACAGAAAUUCUGAAGGAUGAAUAAUAAGACACAGGUGUUUUUCCUAUUAUUA
Phyllostomus discolor (pale spear-nosed bat) is the source of this 1454-nucleotide messenger RNA. Its product is annotated as olfactory receptor 4A5-like. The record is from RefSeq and is a predicted model, not a curated record. Gene Ontology annotation, molecular function: olfactory receptor activity; G protein-coupled receptor activity. Gene Ontology annotation, cellular component: membrane. The coding region runs from base 296 to 1243 and encodes 315 amino acids. The transcript is spliced from 3 exons. Gene Ontology annotation, biological process: G protein-coupled receptor signaling pathway. NCBI's taxonomy places the organism in Eukaryota, Metazoa, Chordata, Mammalia, Chiroptera, Phyllostomidae.